AUGAACAUUACAAAAAACAACUUAAAAACUUUUAAUCUAUUAAAAAAAAAUGAAAGAAAUGUAAAUUUGUUUAAACAUAAAAACAAUUUUUACCUAAAACAUAAAGAAUUGAUCAAAGCGUGUGAAAAUCAAACAAAUAAAGAGAGCAUAAUUUUAAAAAGUUAUUUAUUUAAAAAGGAAAAAGCUUAUUUAAAUGAAAAAGAUAUUGGAAAAAUUCUGAACAAAGUUAUAAAAAAAAAAAUAAAAAAUGAAUAUGUAUGGAAUAGCAUACAAAAUCUACUUUUUAAAUUUCAUUUAAAGCAUAUAGAAGAAAAUAAUGGUAAUGAGAUUAAUGGACACAAUAAAAAUGUAAUUCCAACUAAUAACCAACCAUCAUUUUUUUAUUAUAAUCAAAAAUUUGAUCAUAUAAAUGUAUAUUUGUUAUCUAUAGCCAUUAAAACAUUAAAUAAAAGAAAUGCAUGUAUGUUUAAUUUUCUUUUCUCAUAUUUGCAACAUUUCAAUGCAUCCAUAGAACCACGGCAUUUUAUUCACAUAUUUCAUGUCUUAGUCAAAAAUACAUAUAGAAAUUUAAUAAAUAAAUCAAAGGGAAAUAGUGACAAUUUAAAAUAUGAUAAAUGUACACAUUUGGAAAAAGAAAAUGAUACAAAUAAUUACAUGAAAACUAUCAGGGAAAUAUAUCGAGAUAAAAUUAUAUGUUCAGAAAAAAAUUUAAUAGAAUUACUAACUAAAUAUUGUAUUGUAAAUAUAAACUAUUUUUCCUAUAAUGAUAUAGGUUUGAUAUGUGAAUCUCUUUGUUAUUUUUCCAUAAAGAAUAACCCAUUUUCUGAAUAUUGGAAUGAUUUUCUUUUUUAUAUAUUCGAUUUAAAUAUAAAAGGAAAGGGAGAAAAUGGUAAAAUCCAUAUUAUAGAAAGCUCAACACAAUGUGAAAAAUUAUGUACAGGCAAUAUUUUUUUAAAAAAUUAUGAACAUUCAGAAAUAUUUUUAGAAAAAAAAAAGUUAGCAUCAAAUUUUUAUAUGGAUGAUAAAUAUGUUGAAUUAAAUGGAAAGAAUGUGUUAAGUAUACUUAAAUAUGUUUAUAAUUAUCAUAAUAUAUUUCCUGAUAUUAUAUAUAUAGGGACAAAAUUGAAGCAUAUCUUAUUAAAAAAUAAUCUAGAUAUCACAUUACACGAAUAUUCAGAAAUUUUAUACUAUUUGAACUGUUUAAAUGAAUUGGACUUAACAUUCUUGAAGGAAAAAACAAAUUUCUAUCAAUAUGAAUUAGAAUCCGAACUGUUAAGCACAUAUGAUAUAGAAUGUUUAUUAAAAAUAAGUCAGAUAUAUUUCUCUUAUUUUGUUGAUAUACCCUUUUUAGUUAUUUUUUUGAACAAUGUGCAUAAAAUAUCCACAGAAAACAGUUUGGUAUUAUUAAAAUUGAUGUUAAAAUAUUAUGAGUACAAUGUAUAUGAUCACAAAAUAUCAGCACAAAGGAUCAAACUUAAUAAUACAUUAUAUUCUAAUAUAAUGUAUGGCAAUAUAUCAAGUUACUAUUAUCAAAAAACGAGGACAUAUUUUAUGGAUCAUAUAGCAUUAAACAAUACACAUUUUGAUUAUUCAUCUCAUGAAAUUGCUCAAAAUGAAUAUAAUGAUGUUGCAAAUAAUAAUUAUAAAAUAAAUAAAAUAAAAUUUAUUGAGGAAAAUUUAUAUGAUGAAAGAAACAGUUUUCGUGAUAACUCAGUAAUUAAUAAUUCAUAUGAAAGCCAAAAUUGCGCACAAAAUUUAAUUGAUCCCAAUACAUAUAGCGAUAAAAAUAAUAAACUAACAAAUAAAUUAUUAAAAGGGGGAAGAAAAAAAAGAAAAGUAUGCAAAAAUCAUGAUCAAGAUGACUUUUAUAGUAACAACAAUUUGAUAUGGAGUCUUUUUUUAUCCUUAUAUUCAACAUGCUCUGAAAUGAUAAAUACAUUUUCACACAAAGAAAUAUUUUUUUUAUGUGAUAUAUUAAAUAAAGAAAAUUUUGUUCAUUAUGGUGUUAUUAAAGGAAUAUCCAAUAAAGUUAGUGAAGAUUUGAACAAGUGGAAAUUGGAUAAUUCACAUGAAAGCAAAAAUUACAUUGACAAAUAUUAUGCUGAUUACCUUGUUUUUGUUGGUUCAUUUAUUUAUGAUCAUAAUAAUGGAGAAAAUAUUAUAGACUUUUUACUGAAUAUUUUUUUAAAUAGUAACAAUGAUAAAAAAAAUUCUGUUCAAUCAAGACUUUAUUAUUAUUACGCCUUUUAUUUGCUAAACUUGAAAAUAGCGAACAAAAAAACAGCAUCAAUUGAACAUUUAAAUUUGUUGAUAAAAAAUGUCACUCUAUUUAAUUAUUCCGACUUAUAUAAUCAUAUUUUGAUAUAUUUUUUAAAAAGUUGUAAAAAUAAUUAUAAAUAUAUUAUAAAGAACAAAAAAUUAAAUUUCAAUGAAAAAAAAAAAAAAAUACAAAAAAAAAAUGGUCAACCAUCCUCUAAAGAUAUUGUAAUAAAUAAUUUGUUAAAUAAUAUCUAUUAUUCAAAUGUUUGUAUUUUUAAUAUAAAAGGUUUUAAUAUAGAGCUCCUUAAAAUAUUUUUAUAUUUGUGGAAUAUCAAUCAAACUCGACCAGGCAGACGAUGUCUUGAUUUUAUAGUUACACUAAAUAAAUUUUAUGACGAUAUAAGUGUAAGAACAUAUAUUUGCUCAUAUAAUAUAAUUAAUAUGUUAAGUCGCUAUGUUCAUUUAUUACAUAUUAAAAAUGCGGGGAACAAAAAAAAAACAGCACCAAAUUAUAUUUUCUAUCUCAACGAUCAAAUAAAAGGAGCCAUACUUCGUUUUAACUUAGAAAAUGCUUUCUCAUUAUUUAAUAAAGAAAAAAAAGACAAAAAUAAUUGUUUAGAAAAAAAUGUUUUUUUGCAAGAUAACUAUUCUGAUAAAAUUGAAAAAAUAAAAAAUAGCGAAAACUAUAUAUUGAAUGAUUAUAAGCAUAAAAAAAACAUUGUAACGAAAAAGGAGAUAAAAAACGCAAAGCCAGCCAAGUAUUUCAAAAAUUGUAAAAAAGGUCAGCCAGUUGACCAUUUUCUAUCGAUGUAUGUAAAUGAAUGUUUGAAACCUCAAUAG
This is a messenger RNA of Plasmodium berghei ANKA, 3099 nucleotides long. Its product is annotated as conserved Plasmodium protein, unknown function. The record is from RefSeq and is a predicted model, not a curated record. The coding region runs from base 1 to 3099 and encodes 1032 amino acids. Lineage: Eukaryota; Apicomplexa; Aconoidasida; Haemosporida; Plasmodiidae. The transcript has a single exon.